This is a messenger RNA of Haplochromis burtoni (Burton's mouthbrooder), 4218 nucleotides long. It is a transcript of the gene eps8l3b, whose product is annotated as EPS8-like 3b. The coding region runs from base 1087 to 3087 and encodes 666 amino acids. The transcript is spliced from 19 exons. The record is from RefSeq and is a predicted model, not a curated record. Gene Ontology annotation, molecular function: actin binding. Gene Ontology annotation, cellular component: plasma membrane; vesicle; ruffle membrane. Lineage: Eukaryota; Metazoa; Chordata; Actinopteri; Cichliformes; Cichlidae. Gene Ontology annotation, biological process: regulation of Rho protein signal transduction; positive regulation of ruffle assembly; Rho protein signal transduction.
AUCCCCCUGUAGGUAGAGGAGGAAAUGCUGCUAUGAAUAAUUUCAAAACCUUUGGCCUCAUAAUGUGCCACUACCUUUUUUUCCAUGCUUCAAAUACUUAUCCUCAAGUGACAAAUUGGGCCGGCCCUUGCGAUCUGUCACUCCCAUCACGUAGUUGCACUUUGAUCCUGCUGCUUUCACGAGGAAGUUAAGGAAAUUUUUCUCGAAGCUGUUUGUGAGGAACACUCCCGCUAUGAGACCUGUUGGUGCCAAAUUCGUUUGAAAGAAGGGAACGAUGACACCGGAGCAGAGCUGAGGCUACAAGGUAAAACGGCAUGCAGCAGUUAUGUGAAGGUCAAGUGACAGGUUAUAUAGGAAGUGGUUUAAAAAGGAAAAAGCUGCUGAGAGCAGCACUGUGUCCUGCUCUGAAAUGUGACGUUGCUUUUACAGAAAGUGUGUAGUUGUUGCCAUGAAAGCUCCUCACCUUCAGUCAUAGCUUAAAUAUACAUAACCAAAUAAACUAGUCUUAACCACUCGAUGUGUUUAGAAAAUGUGUAUGUAGCCGCAAUAACAACCUGUCACUUAUACCAAUAUCUAACACAAACACCGAGGCUGGUUUGUGUAUUCAUGAGUCUUCAAGAUAAAUUAUUAUUCAGACUGUUUGUUAAUUUAGUCCUUGGACUUAAAGCAGUUCUUGUAAUUGAUUUACUUUAUAUUAACCUCUACGUGCUUGAUUAGUAACUCUGCGUAUAUUUAUAUUUAAUCUGUGUUUAAUUUUUAAUGGAAAAAAAAAAGCACUACCCAUGAUAACAUGGUUAUAAAUAACAAGAAAACAGGCCUCGGUGGUGUCACUUGUAUGGAAAAGCCUUGUUGUAGUUUUCUAUGCUGAACCUGUGAGAAGCAAUAAAAGCACACUGAACUGAGGAAGUGUUUCUUUGCUUAUCAAAUCAAUUUGAACUCUAAGUGCUAAGAAGAAAUCUUUUGCUCCAAGCUGUGAGAAUCUGAAAACUUUCCAACGUAAACAAAUCAUUUUGUGUUUCUUACAGGUUCAAGUGGUUUCUGUGUGAUUCCUCCCAGUCUAAAGUUUAAAGCCGGGGUAGACUGAAGAUGUUUGGGAACAGUGCCCCCUUCUCCUAUUUCCCAAAGGGCUUCACAUCGGAGGACCUCCCUCCGAGGCGGGCUUUCCAACAAGAUGAAAUUAGGGAGAGUCCGCUGAGGAGAAGUGACUCAACCAGACCCAGUGGAAGAUCUAUUUACAUACAGAGAAAGGAGUACUCGGAGACACUGAGCAAAAAUCCUGACAGCAUCAGUGUCAGAGUGGAGCAUCUUUUCACCUGUGAGAUUGAUGGCCAGGAGGUGAAGACCGUGGACGACUGCAUGGCUAAGCUCAAGAACCUGGAUGCCAAAGGUCGUCUGUGGCCUCAGGAGAUGAUCAUGGAGGUUCAGGGACCAUAUCUUCUGCUCAAUGACAUUGAGACCAAAACAGAACUGGACUUGGUACCUUUGAGCUGUAUCGUGCAAAUCAAAGCUGUGCUGGACAGCUGCGACUUCAACUCUCUGCUGGCGAUAACUGUGCAGGAACGCAGCAAACGCAACCGCCGGUGCUUCAUGUUCCAGUGUGAGGAGACUGGGGCCGAUCUGAUCAAGAGCGACCUGGAUAAGGCAGUCCAAAGAGGAGGUGGUAAUCUGGACCAACACAGAGAGCCUCCGGAUGUCAGGAAUGAAUUUGAGCCCAUGACACAACAUAGGCCGGGAAGUUUCCGUCAGACUGCGCCCCCCUUUAUGCAGGAAGAGUGGAGAGCUCCAACCCCAGACUUCAUGGCCCCAUCGUGGCGAGAGCCGGAUCAUAUGCCUUCCUCACGUCCCUAUAGUCCACAAGUAGAACCAAUGAACCAUUUAGACCCGUAUGACAUGCAUAGCAACCCAGAGAUGGACCGUGAUAAGACAGAGUCACAGAGGAACACGGACAUUUUGAACCAUGUUCUAAAUGAUCUGGAGAUCUUCGUGGGCAAAGUUACAGCUGCAGUAAACACACCUGGACAGCAAGGGGACAUGGGCAAGAAGAAGAAGACAAAGAAGAAGAAAAGCAAGAAAAAUGAGCCCUCGGGACCACCCCUCAAUCUGCCUUCUUUGGAUGAAUAUGCCUCCUUUCUUCAGAAAGUCAAAUAUGGAUUCAAUCUGCUGGCCCAACUGGACGGCAUACUGGUCAAUCCUUCUGCUCCUGAGUUUGUCCACGUGCUCUUCUCGAUUUUAAACAUGACAGUUCAUCAGUAUCCGUUUGACCUGCCUCCCAAUGUGAUCUCCCCCUUGCUGACAGACCCCGCUAUAGGCCUGCUAAAGCAAAAUGUCACCCCGGAGGAGAACCAGCUGUGGAUGUUUCUGGGAGAGUGUUGGAACAUCUCCAGGUCUCGAUGGCCGGACGAUAACGUCCCAGAUUACAUCCCAGAGUUCUAUGAUGGCUGGCAGCCCCCUCCGCCCCCUCCUCUACCAUCCCCGUCGCCUUUUCAGAACGGUCCAAUGAGCAGAAGCAACAGCCAACGCUUCCCAGGCCGACCGACGCUGCGGCAGCCAGACGAGCCUAUGGGCAACAAUCCAUGGGGUCCAUCACCUCCACCAGCACCCUCCAAUGAACCACCCCAGAGCAUGCGUGUCAUUUACAACUUCGUGGCCAGAAACAACCAAGAGCUGAGUGUUAUGAAGGGUGAGGUGGUUGAGGUGAUCCAGAAAGCAAAGCAGUGGUGGCUUGUUCGUAACGCGCGUAACCAGGAAGGGCAUAUUCCUCUGAAUGUUUUGGAGUCGUCAGGGAACCCCGGACCCAUGGACGACCUACCGUCUUCCUUCCAGCGAGAUCCUCGCGGGCCUGUCACCCUGGACAGGUCCUCCUCACCUGCAGAGGUGCAAGCCUGGCUUGAGUACAAAGGCUUCUCCAAAAUCACUGUCAGGAGCCUCGGGGUGCUGAGUGGACAACAGCUUCUGGGAAUGAAUAAACAAGAAAUAAGGACUGUGUGUCCAGAGGAGGGAGGCAAAGUCUUCUUCCAGCUGCAGGCUGUUAAGUCAGCCAUUGCACUGGCCAGUGAACCGUCAGGCAUGUACAACGGCCGCUACUAACGACCUGCGUCACUGUGCCGGCCCUUCGGAUGUUUCUCAUGUGUGCAAUUAAGGGUGUUGAAUUUAAACUGUCUGAAUUGAUUUCGCUACUUUUCCAUAAAUUAAACUGUAACGAAUGUUGAUUUGCUGUUUGAAGUGGCAAACUCGAAGAUUUUAAUUUUCAAUGAGCAUGUGCAGUGCUCGCCAUCAAAGGUAAAAGUCCAUUGAUGGAGUGGUGGGAACAGUACUCAGACGCAAAGGUGGAUGUCAGAGACAGGGGGGGUUAUCUGAUAACUGUUAUCUAAACCGGUGACAUCAUUCUGCAUCUGUGUGGUUACUGUUUGCCUAGCAACAAGUCCAAAGUGGACUGGAAAAAAUGCUUGUGGACACAAAUGAAGAACGGAGGUUUGGAGUUGUCUUUUCAGGAAACUGGACAAUGCAAUGGAGAAUUUAGCCCAUGAUGAGCCUGCUGAUUAAAACAAUGCAACAUUAAUAUAUUUGCAGGAUUAAAAACAUUGUUUUUGGUGGUGAUCUUCCUUAAUAGAACACUGUAUUAAAUUACUAUUAUUUUAAUUAAGCAUUUUCUGCUGCAGCUUGGCAUGAAAAGAAUUUAACUGGUAAAACAGUCAGUCAUCAAUUUUCUGCUACUAUUCACCCAAAAAACAAACCAAAAAAAGCCAAGAAGUCAUUUUCAUCCACAUCAAACUGUUAAAUGAGCUGCACAGCUCUUCAGUGAGGAUACUAUUUGCUUUCACUGCACCCUGCCGUUCACAGACUCGUACUGUGCAGCAUAAAGUCAGAUCACAGCUACUUACAAAAUGAUGGACCAAUUUAUUCAGUUAUUUCCUGACCAGUAAGCACAGCUGCUGCCUGAGGUAUACGAGUUUGCCACUUUCAAAGAAAUUGUCUAUAUAUAUAUAUAAAACGUAUCAAUGACAGCAAUUAAUUGUCAGUUACUCAAAUACUAGUUUAUACCGUAAUCUUGCUUUUUUGUGCUUCCAGUAAUUUCGACUUUGUAUAGUUUUUCCUGAUGAAAUAAAACGAGUACGUAUGUAAACAAUGGCUUCAUCCAGCAUUUGCCUCAUUGACUGUGUCGUGUGUGAUCAACAAAAACAUGAGAAACAAUCGUGUGUUUUGUUGUGAAAAAACUGA